CCCCUCCCUCCCCCUGCCCCCUCCCGCCGGGGGCGCGCGAGAGCCGGGCGGGGCCGGCGUCCCUUCCGGGGAGCUGUGGCCGCCGCGGCGUCUCCGGCGGCUUCCCUCCGCGCCCCCCCCGCCCGCCCCGCAGCUCUGGGUGACGCUUCUCCAAUAACAGCUCGCGGGGAGCCGCCGCUCCGGGCGCCCCUCGGCGCCGGCCCCGCCAGCCCCGCCCCGCUGCCGGCAUGAGGGCCGCGGGCGACGGCGGCCUGGAGCGCUUCUGCAGCCCGGGCAAGGGCCGGGGGAUGCGGGCCCUGCAGCCCUUCCACGUGGGGGACUUGCUCUUCUCCUGCCCGGCCUACGCCUACGUGCUCACGGUCAACGAGCGGGGUAACCACUGCGAGUACUGCUUCGCCAGGAAAGAAGGAUUGUCCAAAUGUGGAAGAUGCAAGCAGGCAUUUUACUGCAAUGUGGAGUGUCAGAAAGAAGAUUGGCCCAUGCACAAGCUGGAAUGUUCUCCCAUGGUUGUUUUUGGGGAAAACUGGAAUCCCUCAGAGACUGUAAGGCUAACUGCAAGGAUUCUGGCCAAACAGAUGCACCCAGAGCGAACACCUUCCGAGAAGCUGUUGGCUGUGAAGGAGUUUGAAUCACAUCUGGAUAAAUUAGACAAUGAGAAGAAAGACUUGAUUCAGAGUGAUAUUGCUGCACUUCAUCACUUUUACUCCAAGCACCUUGAAUUCCCGGACAGUGAUAGCUUGGUGGUCCUCUUUGCACAGGUUAACUGUAAUGGCUUCACAGUUGAAGAUGAAGAGCUUUCUCAUUUGGGAUCGGCAAUAUUUCCCGACGUUGCAUUGAUGAAUCAUAGCUGUUGCCCCAAUGUCAUUGUGACCUACAAGGGGACCCUGGCAGAAGUAAGAGCUGUACAGGAGAUCAGCCCAGGAGAAGAGGUAUUCACCAGCUACAUUGACCUCCUGUACCCCACAGAAGACAGGAACGACCGGCUAAGAGAUUCUUACUUCUUUACCUGCGAGUGCCAGGAGUGCACCACCAAAGACAAGGAUAAGGCCAAGGUGGAAAUCCGGAAGCUCAGUGAUCCCCCAAAGGCAGAAACUAUCCGUGACAUGGUCAGAUAUGCACGCAACGUCAUCGAGGAGUUCCGGAGGGCCAAGCACUACAAAUCCCCUAGUGAGCUGCUGGAGAUCUGCGAGCUCAGCCAGGAGAAGAUGGGCUCCGUGUUUGAGGACAGCAACGUGUACAUGCUGCACAUGAUGUACCAGGCCAUGGGCGUCUGCCUGUACAUGCAGGACUGGGAAGGAGCCCUGCGAUACGGACAGAAAAUCAUUAAGCCCUACAGCAAGCACUACCCUCUGUACUCCCUCAACGUGGCCUCCAUGUGGCUGAAGCUGGGGAGGCUGUACAUGGGCCUGGAAGACAAAGCUGCUGGAGAGAAAGCCCUGAAGAAGGCCAUCGCCAUCAUGGAAGUGGCUCACGGCAAAGAUCAUCCGUACAUUUCUGAGAUCAAACAGGAAAUUGAAAGCCACUGAAACUACGCCAACACGUUCGUUUCUAUUUAAAUGCUAGUGCAGAAGCCUUCAAGGAUUUGAAUAUUUCCAGGCGUACAUACGACUCUUGCAUUUCUGUAAAAUCGCUGGAAUGAAAACACCUACUCGCCCUUAAACCUCACACAUGGCUUACCUGAAGUUGGUCUUAAUCUUUACUCUUAGUACCAAAAUGAUUUCUGAAUGCGUUCAUUGCCCUAAGAGAUAAUGACAUGGUUUCAUUUGUUACCCUAGACUUUGGACAGAUUGUUUUAAAAGAAUGCGAUUAUUUUUCCCUUCAUGUCUAUUAUAACGUUCUGAACACUGGAAUGAUGAGGGAGAAUAAAAAAGGUAACGGUA
Mirounga angustirostris (Northern elephant seal) is the source of this 1880-nucleotide messenger RNA. It is a transcript of the gene SMYD2, whose product is annotated as SET and MYND domain containing 2. Gene Ontology annotation, cellular component: nucleus. Bases 228 to 1526 code for a protein of 432 amino acids. The record is from RefSeq and is a predicted model, not a curated record. Gene Ontology annotation, molecular function: protein-lysine N-methyltransferase activity; protein binding; histone methyltransferase activity. NCBI's taxonomy places the organism in Eukaryota, Metazoa, Chordata, Mammalia, Carnivora, Phocidae. The transcript has 12 exons.